AUGGCAGAAAGUUCAACCAAAUCAAUGGCUCAUCUGUCCAAACUUGAGUCCCUUGAUGGAAAUAACUACAAACGCUGGGCUCAGAAACUUCUUAUGUUUUUCGAGCAACUGGAUAUUGACUAUGUCCUGUUCAAUGACUGUCCCACUGCCAUUACGGCUUCUGCUGAUUCAUCUUCUCCUUCUGCUGCUGCCCUUGAGAAAAAAUAUGGGGCUGAUGAUGCUGGGAAACAGAAAUAUGUUGUAGGAAAGUGGCUGUCUUUCCAAAUGGUUGAUGACAAACCUGUCAUGGACCAAGUUCAUGUCUACGAAAAUUUAUGUGCUGAUGUUCUAAAUGAGGACAUGAAAAUCUGUGAGGUUUUCCAGGCUAAUGUUCUGCUGGAAAAAUUUCCUCCUCCUGGAGGGAGUUCCAGGCCAACCGGAUCAAAGAUAAUCAGGACUCGGCUUCUUGUCAAUGUUUCCAAAGCUAAUCUGGUGGAAUCUGUUGCUGCGCCAAGUUCUGAUAAGUUCAAGGGUAAGGGCAAGAAGCCUGAUCAUAAGGCUUACCAAUGUCCUCAACGCCAAGGUUCUGUCCAAAAAGAAACUCCUCAAGCUAACCUUGCUGUUUCGGAUGAUGUUAUUGCUGCUGUGUGGUUUGAAGCAAAUCUGGUCGAAAUCGUUCUGACUGGAUUCUGGACACCGGGGCUUCAAGGCAUUUCUGUUCGAACAAGGAGCUGCUCCAUGACUUCCAGGAUGCAACAGAAGGUGAGUGCGUCUACAUGGGGAAUGCAGCAACUGCUGGAGUGCUUGGACAUGGAAAGAUUCAUGUCUUUGAGUGAUAGGUCUAUCUGUGAGUACAGAGAUGCUGAGUUUUUUGAACAUUUCUCUGUCGUAGAUGAGCCUAGGAGAAGUAAGAGACCUAGAGUAGCAAAAGACUUUGGUUCUGAUUUUGUUACUGCUUUUCUAUCUGAAAGUUCUUGUGUUGACUUGUUGAGUGAUGAACUAGUUUAUGCUUUCAUGAUAGAAGAGGACCCAAAGACCUUUGAUGAGGCAAUGAGAUCUGUGGAUGCCAGUUUUUGGAAAGAGGCCAUUAAGAGUGAGUUAGAUUCCAUAGUGUCUAACUCUACUUGGGAGUUAACUGACUUACCUAAGGGAUCAAAGACCAUAGACAGUAAAUGGAUCUUUAAAAAGAAGUUGAGACCUGAUGGAACUAUCGAGAGGUUUAAAGCUAGGCUUGUCAUCAGGGGAUUCACUCAGAGGAAAGGACUAGAUUACUUUGACACUUAUUCUCCUGUGACUAAGAUAGCCACUAUUAGGACCCUGCUUGCUCUUGCUGCUAUUCAUGACUUAGUUAUACAUCAGAUGGAUGUUAAGACUGCUUUCCUGAAUGGUGACUUAGAGGAGGAGAUUUACAUGUCUCAACCUGAGGGUUUCGUGGUGUUAGGUCAAGAAGAUAAAGUGUGCAAAUUGAGGAAGUCCUUAUAUGGUCUCAAACAAGCACCAAAACAAUGGUAUGAAAAAUUUGAUAGUACUGUGGUGUCAAAUGGUUUCAUUGUAAACAAUUCUGAUUCUUGUGUUUAUUCAAAAUUGAUAGGAUCAGAUUGUGUGAUUAUAUGUCUUUAUGUGGAUGACAUGCUGAUUUUUGGUAACAACUUAAAGGUGGUUAAUGAUACUAAACUUUUCUUGUCUUCAAAAUUUGAGAUGAAAGAUUUGGGGGAAGCUGAUGUGAUUUUAGGAGUCAGACUUAAGAGAGUCUCCGGUCGCAUUUCC
Messenger RNA from Beta vulgaris subsp. vulgaris (sugar beet), 1746 nucleotides. RefSeq lists its product as uncharacterized. The record is from RefSeq and is a predicted model, not a curated record. The annotation marks the transcript as partial. The transcript is spliced from 6 exons. NCBI's taxonomy places the organism in Eukaryota, Viridiplantae, Streptophyta, Magnoliopsida, Caryophyllales, Amaranthaceae.